Molecule: messenger RNA, 4160 nt
Organism: Microplitis demolitor
Lineage: Eukaryota; Metazoa; Arthropoda; Insecta; Hymenoptera; Braconidae
Product: bromodomain-containing protein DDB_G0280777
Exons: 2
Coding region: 425-3961 (1178 amino acids)
Molecular function (GO): transcription coactivator activity
Source: RefSeq, a predicted model, not a curated record
UGAGAUCAGUUUGUACUCGAGGUGGAGGCAAUCCACGAGGAUAUCGUGUGCCUCAGUCAAACUCAGUUAUUCAAGAUAUUUAGUGCAUGUGUGGCUAAUUUUUUACUUUAUUCAAGUGUAAUUAAUAACUACAUACUUUAAUUAACAAAUUUCCUUUUUAUAUUUCUAUCAUUUACAAAAAAAAAAUUACCACCAAUUAAAUACAAAAAUCCGUGGUAAUUUUUUUUUUUAAUUAAAGAAAAAAAAACCCAUGGGAACGUUGGAUUUAAUAUUGAAAUGCACAUGAGUGCAUAUGAGUGACCAAGUUAUUGUUAUAUGUUAUGAGUUAUGAGUAUCGGUAAAAUUUAAAAAUAAUAGGAACUAAAAUAAAUAAAAUAAUUAAUGUACCAAAGAACAUCCUUAGGAUUUCAACGAAUAAUAAAUCAUGCCGUGGACAGUUUUCAAAAAAUUACUAUUAUUUAAUAUAAUAGCCAUACUUGCGAUAAGUAAUAACUACACAAGUGCUGCGACAAAUCAUCGCAAGCGUUACAUCCAACGGAAUAAUAACAAUAAUAAUAAUAAUAAUAUUAGUAAUAAUAAUAAUAAUAAUAAUAAUAGUAGUAAUAGUAAUUUAUCAUCAAUCGAACCGAUAAAUAGAGGUAAUGUUAAUAAAAAUAAUAUUAAUGUAAAUAUAAAUAAUAGUGAAAGUAUAAAAAAUGCUCCGAAAAAUAUUCAAGAAAUGUUGAGAGACGACAAAGAAAUAGAUGACAAAGAUACAGCCAAAUGGGACAGCUUACUAUCAUCAUCAACGGGUAAUGGCAAAGAAAAAAAACCCAAUCGUGAUGAAGAUGAUGACAAAAAAACUUUAGCGCAACAAGUAAAAGAAGGGAAGUACGGAUUAAUACAAAAUGAAUUGUCAUCAAAAAAUUUAAAACGACCAGGGAUAAUAAGUUACUCAUCAAAUCCCGAUAUACCGCGCGACAAUUCAAAAAAUUUCGGCGGAUUAGAUAAUGAAGAAAUUUGGUUGGCUGAAAAUCAUUUGCUUGUUAUAAAAGGCGGUGACUUUGGUGACGACAGUGACGCGGGACUUAAAAAUACCGAUUUACAUGAUUGGUCACCAAUUGAUGACUAUCAAGCGCCUAAAAGACAAGUUCGUAUACCAUCAAAUCCUAAAAUACCACCGCCGUUUCCCAUUCAAUUGACUGACGGCGGUCCAAUUAAAAUAAUCGGCCGUAAUUCAACAAGUGACAGCUCUGAUGACAACGAAUCAUCUGCUCAGUGGAUUAUUCCCGAUGGUCUUGUUCCUUUUAAUGGCACAUAUUUUAUUCAAAAUGAAAGUACUAAUGACACAACGACAAACGAUGAUGAUGAUGGACGUAAAACAACAACCAAAUCAAGUCCGACAUUUGCUGGUAUCAUUGGCCCAUUUUUUCCCGCGUUACCACCCGGUGCGAUUUUUGUACCACCACCUACGUCAUUCAAUCAAACUGACUACGAUGAAGAUGAUCAGUCAAUUUAUUAUCCUCCUGUUUAUAGUUUCAAGUAUCAACAAGACAAUUCUACAGUAGUUCCACCGGGUCCAUUAGUCCCUGGAAUUAUUUUACCCCCACCACCCGAUUUUUUUGCUCCUCUUGAUGAUAACAAUCAUAAUAACAAUAUUACCAACGAAACGAAUAAAAUAAAUAAAAAUAAAUGUUUAAAAUGUACGGAAUCCACGACAGUAAGACCGAAAAAAGUAAAUAAUUUAAAUGUCACGACAGAAACCCAAAGCAAGCAAAUAAAAUUAAAAGAAAAAAUAGCAACCGAGUCACCGGUUAAUAAAAAUAAAUUAGAUAAUUAUGUAUCAAUAAAAAUAACAACACCGUCAGCGGUGACGUAUAAAAAUAAAGUAAAUAUAAGCAGGACAACUGAAAAAUCUAAAAUAUCAGUAUCUGUUUUAAUGAAAAAAAAAAUACGUCCAAUAGUUGCUUAUUAUUCAACCACGCCCUAUUACAAUAAAAAAUCAAGUGAAACAACAUCACGGUCUCAUAACAAACCGCGUGAAACAACACCCACACAAAUUACAUCAACUGAAAAAUUAAAUGGUAAUUUAAAAGCCUCGUAUUAUUUUUACGAAGAGGAUAAUGAAGUAACAACACCUUUGCCUAUUAAUUAUCAAGACAAUGAGGCGCGUUUGUCUUAUUAUAAAUUAGUUGUUGAAGAACUACCUCCUAAAUCAAUUUAUCGUAAAUUACCACCGACUACACCUCUACCACUUUCUUCAUACAGAGUUUCAACGGCGACGCCCGCAAAUUAUUAUCAAGUUGAAAUAACUCCCUCGCAACAAACAUCACAGGAUUAUCAGACGAUUGAACCCUCUGUACAGUCGUUUAAGCAACAAGUACAGUUGCAGAGAGAACAACAGAAACAGCAGAAACAAUAUCGGCAGCAACAGCAGCAACAGUAUCAACAAAAUAAAAUUGUAAAUACAAGAUUACAGGGACAAAGAGUUUUGAAAAGUCAAUUUGAAACAGAUUCUUUUUAUAAUAAAAAAUUGUCAUCGUCAUCACCAUCUUCUAUUUUUAAUAUUAAUCCUUUGAUUACGUCUACAACUUCUAGACCACGGGAAUUUUUAACUUCUACAACUAUUAAAUAUAAUAAUAAUAAUAAUAAUAAUAAAAUUAGAUCGAAGCCUAUUUAUCAAUAUAGUUUUGAAGCUGUUAAUUAUCCUCAUGAUCCAGUUAUUAUUUAUCCUAAUAAUAAUAAUAAUAAUAAUAAUAAUAAUAAUAAUAAUAAUAAUAAUAAUAAUAAUAAUAAUAAUAAUAAUAAUGAUGAUGAUGAUGAAAAAUCAUUUUACAAUAAAUGGCAAGAAGAUAAAGAACAAUCAGAUUCAAAUAAUGAAGAAAAAUCAUUAUAUGAUAAAUGGAAAAUAAAAAAAGAAGAAACAGACAAUGAAGAUAAUAAAUCUUAUUACAAUAAAUGGGAAUUAAAAGACACGACAGAUUAUUUAACAGAUUAUAAUACUAAUAAUAACAAUGAAAGAUUAAAGAAUAAUGAUAAAGAUAAAUUAUAUAAUUAUAUUUCAACAACUCAAUCACCUCUGUCACUACUAAGACACGAAGAAACAACAUCAGACCCUAAGAGUAUCUAUUACACGAAACAUGAGGACCAAUAUCUGGAUGAUGUGACUAAAGAAUACUUUACAAAUUUUGGUAGAAAAAUAAAAUACCGUUUGCCGAGUACGACUCCUAUUUACAGCAGCCUGAGUACAGUCGCUUAUGAAAGCGUUACUGCACGGCCACGGUAUCAAUUGAAGGAAGAAGAUAAAAAUUAUUAUGAAAAGCAGGAGAUUAAAGAAAAUAAUGAAUACUAUGAUAGUGUUUAUUCAUUGAAGAAUGAUAUAAAUAUCAAUUAUCAACGUCCGUUGCCGACAAUUAAUCCAGACGCUGAAUUUAUUGAUGACUAUGAUGGGUCGUUACCGGCACCGACAAUUAGGACGGUAGCAAAUAAAAACCAAGGGAUAAAAUCGUCUAAGCAGUACCGUUAUCAGUCAAACCAUCCAAGUUUGUUGCCUAUUAAUUAUAAUAACAAUAAUAAUAACAAUGAUUAUCAUCAACGAGUACCGAAUAGUUUUAUUUCACUGUCUGGCAACCAUCAGCAAUAUUAUCAGCAAAGCAGAAUUAAAAAUCCACAGAAUCCAAUUUCACUGGCUGGUGAUAUUGACGUUAAUUACAAUAAUCCUCCGCCCAUAAAUCCUGAGGCUGAGUUUAUAAAUAUAAAUCGUCCGCAUUCACAUUCAAAUUCGAAUUUGAAUUUAAAUUCAAAUCAAAGACAAAAUGGUGAAUUAAGAAACGAACCUAGAUCUUACUUUACCUACAGAUUGCCUGGUGAUGAUGGACACGUUUAUUUUUUUACUCCUCAUGUUAUUAAUAGACAGCGGCAAGAAAACUACGGAGGAACUAGAUUAAGAGGAUUUAGAUCCACGGAACAGAAACGUAAUUAAAUAUUUAAAAUUUACAUUUUUUUUUAAACCUUUUUUGUUUUAAGAAAUUUAAAUGUUAGUCAAAUGCCAUAACUGAUUUUAAAAUAAAUAAUUAAUCGCUAUUUUGUAAAUAAAUUCAAAUUAUUCAAAUAUAUGUAUUUUUUUUUAAAUAGUAAGUCAUAUAUAUAUAUGAAAAAUAUGUAAUUUAUAAUUGUGUAAU